Rotaria socialis is the source of this 894-nucleotide messenger RNA. The record is from the annotation of a GenBank genome assembly. NCBI's taxonomy places the organism in Eukaryota, Metazoa, Rotifera, Eurotatoria, Philodinida, Philodinidae.
AUGAUCAAGUAUCUUUAUUCUUAUCAUAUAUCUAAAUUCCGUAUUGAUGAGCCCACAAAAUUAGUUUUUGAAGAACUUACAUCAACUAAAAAGACAUCAUCAAAUAGAGUCGCAAAGGAACAAUUUAAAUUUGCAAUAGAACAAUUUCAAAGUGCAGUACGCUCUGCUCAUGAUAAACUAAAAGGACUUUCAGGCGGAUGCACUCCUGCUCAACGUUCGUUUCCACUUAAUAAAUCUCCUCACGAACAAACAAAUGAUGCCAAUAAUGAAAAUGCUAUUAUACAGUCAUGCGACUCACAUACAUCUCGUGUUACUAUUGAUAUUGAUGAACCUAUUGAAACACGAUCAAUAACGUCCUGUCAAAACAUCAAUAUUGAAAAUCAGAAAAAAGUACAACAUGCAGAAAAAAACAAUAAUAAAACAAUUGGUAAUGUUGCUGAUGUUAGUAUUUCUUGCCAAGAUCGACCUGCUCAACAUGAUUUAUGGGGUGCUGCUGUAAACACCACUUUUUCAACUGUUCCAAAUCUGUUGGCUGAAAUUCGAGAAAUUCAAGCUCGAUAUAAACAUGAUAGUAUUCUUAAUUCUCACGGCUCUCCAAGAUAUGUACCAAAUGCAUUGCAUACUGCUUUAUAUUGUGUUACGAAUGCUGAUUCAUUUGAAAGUGCAUUGAGACGUGCAAAGAAACUUGAUGACAUCUAUUGUCCAAUACUGGUCGGAAUGCUAGCUGGUGCUCGAUGGGGUAUACCAUCAUCAAUCAUAAAUAUUGUUUAUCAGGAUGUAUUUAAUGAAAUACGUCAAAUAGAAAAAUGUUUUAUGGGUGAAUGGAAAAAACAACCGGUUGUGGUCAAUUGCCUUCCCAAGAGUUGUUUUGCGAUGCCACAGUUACACGCUUGA